Messenger RNA from Mucor mucedo, 2447 nucleotides. RefSeq lists its product as uncharacterized. The record is from RefSeq and is a predicted model, not a curated record. Gene Ontology annotation, molecular function: catalytic activity; FMN binding; 4 iron, 4 sulfur cluster binding. Gene Ontology annotation, biological process: wybutosine biosynthetic process. The transcript has 2 exons. The coding region runs from base 79 to 2316 and encodes 745 amino acids. NCBI's taxonomy places the organism in Eukaryota, Fungi, Mucoromycota, Mucoromycetes, Mucorales, Mucoraceae.
GAUCUUGCACCACCGAACCCUCCUGAAAAGAAAAAAAAAACUGGCUUGUUACUUUUUUUUUUUUUUUUAAACAAACUAAUGAGUAAUUUUAUUAAUAGUUUGAUAACUGGAUUCUCCAACAUUCUUACUGUUGGACCUGAAGGUGCCAAAGAAGAAGGUUCAUGUGGUAAUGGAGAUAGUUGUUGUAAAGAUCAACCUGCCAAAAAGGAGGAAAGUGGCUGUCAAAGCGAUGCCUGUUGUUCCACACCUACUCAAGUCAAGAAGGAAAAGACUGGCUGUUGUUCCGAUAACAAAGAAGAAAACUCCAGCGGCGGAUGUUGCAAGACCGAAGUAAAGAAAGAUGAAGUUGCCGCUGGUGGUUGUUGCAGUGGCAAGGAGGAGGCAUGUGCUUGUGAGGGAGAGCAAGGUCCUGUUGUCAUCGAAAAUUUGAAAAUUAUCUUCUCUACAUUGACAGGAACUGCUAAAACAAUGGCAAGUGAAAUUGAAAAGAAGGUUAAAGAUAAUACACGAGUUACUGUCAACAAGAUCGAUAUUAUGGAUAUCACCGAAUACGAUAACGACAAUUUAUUGCAAGAGACAGCUGUAUGUAUCUUUAUUUUAUCUACUUACAAUGUUGAAGGUCCUUUAGAUUGGUUCUCUAACUGGCUUCAUGAUCUUCGUUAUGAUUUCCGUGUGGAUCGUGACGCUUUAAAGAAGUUGCGCUAUGCUGUUUGUGGUUUAGGUGAUUCUGCUUAUGGUGAUGAAUUCAACCUUGCUGCUGCCAAUAUCGAUAAAUGGUUAGGUAGAUUGGGUGCUACUCGUAUUUAUCCUUUGGGUGAAUGUGAUAAAAAUGCUGAUCAAAAGGGUCAAUUUGAUACCUGGUCCAAUGGAUUUGUAUCCGAACUCGAAGAUAAGCAUAGUUUGGAAUUCUCCCCUACAGAUAUCUCUUACCAGUCCGACGAAGAAGAAGAUGAGGCAUCAGGCGAGGAAGCAGAUAUUGAUGUGGAUGGUGGAUCUGGUGAUGAAAUGGUCGAUCUUGAGGAUAUGGGUAACAUGGCCACCAAGAUUAAGGCUGCCAAAGCCAAGCGUGCUGAAGAAGAGGAGGAUUUCGAAAACAGUAAAGCCAAGGCGAAGCGUAUGAUUGGUGUUGAUGACAAUAAGCCUAGAGAAAGAGCUGUUGCUCCUCAAGCUCGCGAAAUGGUUUCUCCCAUGAUCCUCAAAAACUUGACAAAGCAGGGUUACAAGGUCAUUGGUUCUCAUUCCGGUGUUAAAAUUUGUAGAUGGACCAAAUCUGCAUUGCGUGGUCGUGGUUUCUGUUAUAAGCAUGCUUUCUACGGUAUCCAAAGUCAUUUAUGUAUGGAAACAACUCCCUCUUUGGCCUGUGCUAAUAAGUGUGUCUUCUGUUGGAGACAUCACACAAAUCCUGUUGGAACCACCUGGAGAUGGAAAGUUGAUGACCCUCAGUUUAUUUUGGACGGUGCCAUGGAAAACCAUUACAAGAUGAUUAAGCAGUUGAAGGGUGUUCCCGGUGUGAAAGCCGAACGUUUCCAAGAAGCUUUUACUAUUAGACAUUGUGCUCUUUCCCUUGUCGGUGAGCCCAUUUUCUAUCCUCAUAUCAAUGAUUUUGUUACCAUGUUGCACAAGAAGAGAAUUUCUUCUUUCCUUGUCACCAACGCCCAAUUUCCUGACAAGAUUGCUGAAAUGGUACCCGUCACUCAACUCUAUGUCAGUGUGGAUGCCGCCACCAAGGAUACAUUAAAGAAGAUUGAUCGACCUCUUUUUAGAGAUUUCUGGGAGAGAUUCUUGAACUGUUUGGAACAAUUAGCAUUGAAGGGACAACGUACUGUUUAUCGUAUGACUUUAGUUAAGGGUCACAACACUGCUGAAAUUGAUGGAUAUGUGGAAUUAAUUCGUCGUGGCCAACCUUCAUUUAUUGAAGUCAAGGGUGUCACCUAUUGUGGUUACAGUGGUGCUAGUGAUUUGACUAUGGCCAAUGUUCCUUUCCAUGUUGAAGUUAUUGAUUUCUGUCAAAAGUUGGUUGCCAAAUUAGAUGGUGAUUAUGAAAUUUCUGCUGAACAUGCUCACUCUUGUUCCAUCUUGAUUGCUCACAAGAAUUUCAAGGUGAACGGUGAAUGGCACACUCAUAUCGAUUACAACAAAUUCUUUGAACUUGUCGAAUCUGGUAAGCCUUUCAACAGUUUGGACUAUAUGGCCAAGACCCCGGAUUGGGCUGUUCAUGGUCAUGAAGCUGCUGGUUUUGAUCCCGAUGAGACUCGUUUCUAUCGUAAGAACAGAAAGACUGUUGAGGCACCCUCUAAUCCUGAUAUCAAUGCUUAAAUCUAUUUUUUCUCUAUCGUACUUCCAUCUUUCAUAUAUGUAUAUCAUUCUAUUGUCUUUUUUUUUAUUAUUACUUUUUUUUAUAUAUAUAAAGGAUUAAAGAUUAUGUUUUUUUCUAUAUUAUUCUAAAU